Messenger RNA from Marmota flaviventris (yellow-bellied marmot), 402 nucleotides. Its product is annotated as prothymosin alpha-like. Gene Ontology annotation, cellular component: nucleus. Gene Ontology annotation, biological process: negative regulation of apoptotic process; positive regulation of transcription by RNA polymerase II. The record is from RefSeq and is a predicted model, not a curated record. Lineage: Eukaryota; Metazoa; Chordata; Mammalia; Rodentia; Sciuridae. Gene Ontology annotation, molecular function: histone binding.
AGUUUCCUUUUUAACCCACUGCAUCAGAUCACCUGCGUGCCCCACCAUGUCAGACGCGGCCGUGGACACUAGCUCUGAAAUCACCACCAAGGACUUAAAGGAGAAGAAGGAAGUUGUGGAGGAGGCAGAGAAUGGAAGAGUCGCCCCUGCUAAUGGGAAUGCUAAUGAGGAAAAUGGGGAACAGGAGGCUGACAAUGAGGUAGAUGAAGAAGAGGAAGAGGGUGGUGAGGAAGAGGAGGAGGAAGGUGGUGGUGAGGAAGAAGAUGGAGAUGAAGAUGAGGAGGCUGAGGCAGCUACGGGCAAACGGGCAGCUGAAGAUGACGAGGAUGAUGAUGUUGAUACCAAGAAGCAGAAGACCGAUGAGGAGACUAGACAGCAAAAAAGGAAAAGUUAAACUAAAAA